UUUGUCACAGCUCAUUAGAAUGGAGACCUUUCUAUUCACAUCUGAAUCAGUGAAUGAGGGUCACCCCGACAAGCUCUGCGACCAGAUCUCGGAUGCUGUGCUGGAUGCUUGCCUUGCCCAGGACCCCGACAGCAAGGUUGCCUGUGAAACAUGCACCAAGACCAACAUGGUCAUGGUCUUUGGAGAGAUUACCACCAAAGCCAAUGUAGACUAUGAGAAGAUUGUUCGUGACACAUGCCGCUCUAUCGGAUUUGUUUCUGAUGAUGUGGGUCUUGAUGCUGACAACUGCAAGGUCCUGGUCAAUAUUGAGCAACAGAGCCCUGAUAUUGCCCAGGGUGUCCAUGGCCACUUCACCAAGCGCCCAGAAGAAAUUGGAGCUGGUGACCAGGGCCAUAUGUUUGGGUAUGCCACUGAUGAGACCCCAGAACUCAUGCCCCUUAGCCAUGUCCUUGCAACUAAGCUUGGGGCUCGUCUAACUGAGGUUAGGAAGAAUGGCACCUGCCCCUGGCUAAGGCCUGAUGGUAAAACCCAGGUUACUGUUGAGUACUACAAUGACAAGGGUGCCAUGGUUCCCGUUCGUGUUCACACUGUCCUCAUUUCUACUCAACAUGACGAAACUGUUACAAAUGAUGAAAUUGCUGCUGACCUCAAAGAGCAUGUUAUCAAGCCUGUCAUCCCUGAAAAGUACCUAGAUGAGAAAACAAUCUUCCACCUUAACCCAUCUGGCCGCUUUGUCAUUGGUGGUCCUCACGGUGAUGCAGGUCUCACUGGUCGUAAGAUCAUUAUUGACACCUAUGGUGGCUGGGGAGCCCAUGGUGGUGGUGCUUUCUCUGGAAAGGACCCUACCAAGGUGGACAGGAGUGGUGCUUACAUUGUUAGGCAGGCUGCCAAGAGCAUUGUGGCUAAUGGGCUUGCCCGAAGGUGCAUCGUGCAGGUCUCUUAUGCUAUUGGUGUGCCUGAGCCCUUGUCUGUCUUUGUAGACAGCUAUGGAACUGGAAAGAUUCCUGACAAAGAAAUCCUCCAAAUUGUGAAGGAGAACUUCGACUUCAGGCCCGGUAUGAUCACCAUCAACCUGGAUCUCAAGAGGGGUGGCAAUGGCCGGUUUUUGAAGACAGCUGCCUACGGACACUUUGGAAGGGACGACCCGGACUUCACCUGGGAAGUUGUGAAGCCCCUCAAGUGGGAGAAGCCUCAGUCUUAAAAUCCAGCUUUGGCUGUUCUCGAGUGUCUCUAAUCUCAUACAUAUGAUGCCCCUCAUUCAUUUUCAUUUUCCUUUUUCUUAUUUGUUCUCUUUCACCUUUAAUUGUGUCCUUCUGUCAAUGUCGUGUUCCAAAAAUGUAUGAGAAUUUUGCUUAUAUUGAUGGCACUGGAAGUAAACAAUCUUCCUCUUAUAAUUGCUUAAUGGAAUUCUUGGCUACCUUAAUCAAA
Messenger RNA from Gossypium arboreum, 1428 nucleotides. RefSeq names its product S-adenosylmethionine synthase 2. The coding region runs from base 20 to 1201 and encodes 393 amino acids. Gene Ontology annotation, cellular component: cytosol. NCBI's taxonomy places the organism in Eukaryota, Viridiplantae, Streptophyta, Magnoliopsida, Malvales, Malvaceae. Gene Ontology annotation, molecular function: ATP binding; methionine adenosyltransferase activity. The record is from RefSeq and is a predicted model, not a curated record. Gene Ontology annotation, biological process: S-adenosylmethionine biosynthetic process. The transcript has 2 exons.